ACAUGCUUGCUUUAUUUAUGUAAUACGCAAAAUACCCUAACAAAGCUCCACCGCUAAUCCUUCGAUACCGAACCAUUUGAAGAACGAAAAGCAAUGGCUUCAUUCGAGCAAGCGCCGCCCGGAAAUGCGAAAGCUGGGGAGAAGAUCUUCAAAACCAAGUGCGCGCAGUGUCACACCGUAGAUAAAGGCGCUGGUCACAAGCAAGGGCCAAAUUUGAAUGGGCUUUUCGGGAGGCAGUCCGGCACAACUGCGGGAUACUCUUAUUCCGCUGCUAACAAAAAUAUGGCUGUGGUUUGGUCAGAGAACACAUUGUAUGACUACUUGCUUAAUCCUAAGAAGUAUAUUCCUGGGACAAAGAUGGUUUUCCCUGGAUUGAAGAAGCCGCAGGAUCGUGCCGAUCUCAUUGCAUAUCUCAAGGAAUCAACUGCCUGAUGGGUGUGCUUUAUAUCAGCUAUUUUGGAACAAAUGAAAGAGUUUUUGAUCAAUGAUUUUUUUCUUUUUGUUACAUGAUAUAAAAACUAGGCGAUUCGCAUAAUAAAAGGAAAACAGCUCCAAUAUAAAUUGGGUUUUGGAGUUGAACCGAGUAGUGUAAGACCAAUCACGUGAAAAGUGAGGCAUUUCAAAUUUUCAUGAUUUAUUUAGGCUCCAACAGUUUCACUGUUAGGUGCUGUUAACUUGUUUA
This is a messenger RNA of Gossypium raimondii (Peruvian cotton), 682 nucleotides long. Its product is annotated as cytochrome c. Gene Ontology annotation, cellular component: mitochondrial intermembrane space. The transcript has 3 exons. Bases 94 to 432 code for a protein of 112 amino acids. The record is from RefSeq and is a predicted model, not a curated record. Gene Ontology annotation, molecular function: electron transfer activity; heme binding. NCBI's taxonomy places the organism in Eukaryota, Viridiplantae, Streptophyta, Magnoliopsida, Malvales, Malvaceae. Gene Ontology annotation, biological process: mitochondrial electron transport, cytochrome c to oxygen; mitochondrial electron transport, ubiquinol to cytochrome c.